GCCACAGUUUGUUCUCUGCUCUGCCUCAGACUCUCACCACAGAGUUUGUGAAAGACAUGGCACAGACACACAGCCAGGUGAAGUACAAAGAGUCGAUGAAGAAGGACUGCAGUAAUGCUCUGUACCACACACUUCCUGAAACUCUUGAGACGCAACGAGUCAAAGAGAUUACCCAACUACAAAGCCAGGUGAAGUACAAAGAGGGGAAGAGGGCCCUGUGUCAGAGCCUGUACUCUCAGCUCCCUCAGACGGCAGAAACGCAGCUGGCCUCCAAGAUGGCCGACCUCAGCAGUGAUAGUAAGUACAGAGAGGAGGGUCUGAAGACUCUGUGCCACAGUCUGUACUCCCAGCUGCCCGAGACUCCUGACACCGCCCUUGCUAAAACUGUGUCUGAGCUGCAGAGCCAGGCCAAAUACACAGAGGCGAGUAGAAAGGAGGCGAGUAACAGUCUGUUUCACCAUCUGCCCUUGACCCCUGAGAUCCAACACGCCAAGGAGGUCACCGAGCUGCAGAGCCAGGUGAAGUACAGAGAGGGUCAGAAGGAGCUGAGCAGCACCCUCUACAGUCAGCUCCCUGAGACACAAGAGACCAGGUUUGCUUCAGCCGUGAGUGAAUUGCAGAGCCAGCUUGUGUACAAGCAGCAGAGCAGAGCUGACCUAAGCAGUUCCCAGUUCCACGUUCUACCUCAGACGAGAGAGACAGAGCUCGCCAAGCACCUGUCUGAGAUACAGAGUGAGGUGUUGUAUAGGAAGGCACGUGAGGAGCAGAGCCAGAGCCUGUUCUCUGCUUUGCCUCAGACUCUCACCACACAGUUUGUGAAGGAGGUGUCGGAGGUUCUGUCUGAGAACAAGUACAAAGCGGGUAAGAAGGAGCUAGAGAGGAGCCUGUACUCUGUGCUCCCUGAGACCAAGGACACACAACAUGCCAAAGAGGCAUCCCAGCUCUGCAGCCAGAAGGCAUACUCGGAGGAGAGCCGCAGGGAGGCGGUCUGCAGCCUGUACUCUCAUAUGCCUCAAACCAUCGAGACUGUCUUCAACAAAGAACUCUCCAAAACACAGAGUGAUAAGUUGUACAAAGAGCAGUUCAACAGAGAGAAGGGGCGCAGCAGCUACAGUCGCCUCCAGAGUCCGCCCCAGGUCCAACAUGCCCUCCAGGUGUCCAAGAACCAGAGUCAGGUGAACUACACUAGGUCUCGUGAGCAGUUGCAUCAGUUCCGCUCUGCUCCAGAUCGACCUGAUAUCCUGAAUGCUUCAAACGCCACUAAACUCGCCAGCGACGUGGCCUAUAAGAGCAGCUCUAAGGCUCCAGUGCUCAGCGACGGAUCUCUGCUCUCCAGAACUGACAUCCAGCACGCUCAGCAAACCUCCAGCCUCAUCAGCCAGGUGAAGUACAGAGAGGGGCUGGAGGAGCUGAGGGGACACAAGCCCUGUUAUAACCCUCUGGAGUGUGUCUCCUUUAAACACACUCAGGCUGCAGGCGCUCUGGCAUCACAGGUGAAGUAUAAAUCGUCUCAGAGAAUAGAGUCUGGGUGUGAUGUCCCAAACCUGCUGCAGCUGCAACAUGUCCUCCACGCCUCCAAACUGCAGAGCAAUGUGGAGUACAAGCGACAGUAUGAGCAGAACAAGGCUCAGUAUCACAUGGUUCUGGACACAGCGGAACAGCGCCACCAUAAGGACAACGCAGUGCUGCACUCACAGGUGAAGUACAAAGAAGAGUACGAGAAGAACAAAGGCCGUUCACAAAUGGAGUUUUCCGACACAGAAGCCUACAAAGUGUCCAGAGAGGCCCAGAGGAUGACCAGUGAGAGAGAGUACCGUAAAGACUUUGACGAGCAGAUUAAAGGGAAGCCUCUGAUGGAGGUGGACCAGACUCCAGGAUAUAAAACGGCCCGUCUCGCCUCCUCUCUCCUCAGUCAGAAGGAGUACAGGAAGGACUUGGAGGAGUUGAGGGGGCGGGGCCUGUCAGGAGCUGGGUUAGAGGAGACCCCUGAUCUGCUCCGAGCCAAGAACGCCACCAACAUACUCAGUGAGAAGGAGUACAGGAAGGACCUGGAGGAGGUGAGGGGGCGGGGCCUAUCAGGAGCCGGGUUAGAGGAGACUCCGGAUCUGCUCCGAGCCAAGAACGCCACCAACAUCCUCAGCGAGAAAUCAUACAAACAGACAGAGCAGCUCAGAGAAAACUCGUACGGCUCCGUCACAGACACUCCAGAGCUCCUGCACGCCUCCUAUGUUAAGGACAUCUACAGUCAGAAGAAAUACCGAGACAAGGCAGAGAGGCUGAGGAGCAGCUACAGUUUGGUCCCAGACACCCCUGAGAUGGAACGAGUCCGAAACAACCAGAAACAACUCAGCUCUCUGCGUUACUGCUGGGACUCUAAGCUAAUGAGAGGACUCAUGUCUUCAGUCCCAGAGACUCCAGAGACUGUGCUGGCCCGAGAGAACAGCAAGAAGAUCAGUGAUGUUCAUUAUAAAGAGGAGGUGGGCCGAGGGACUCCAGUGACUGAGACCCCAGAACUGGAACGAGUCCGACGCAACCAGGACAACAUCAGCAAUGUAAAGUACCGCAGUGGCCUGCAGGAGCUGAAGGGGCGGAGUCUGACUCACCUGGACACACCUGAGUACAGACGAGUGCGCCGCAGCCAGGACGCUGUCUCCAUGGCCAAGUACCAUGAGGACUUCGACCGGUCCCGCGGGCGAGGAUCUGCACUGGGACUGGACGAGCCGGGGAUGGAGCGCUACCACAGAGCCAAUCAGAUGAUCGGGGAGGCAGGAUUCAGCCGAGGGACACAUUCCCAGAGUGUGGACAUGGACAGAAGGCCCGGGGGCAUCAUCGUGGACCUGAAGGUUUGGAGAGCAGACCCAGGAUCCAUCUUUGAUUUUGACCCUCUGGAGGACAACAUCCAGUCCAAGAGUCUGCGACGCAUUUCUGAUCGUGUGGAGCGCAGACAGACUCGCUCACUGCCUCAGAGUCGAGCUCAGUCUGUGUCCUCUGAGCUGUGGGACCAGAGCAGUGCUGACACCGCUCCUGUGCUUCCCGGGGCCUACCAGCAGGUGGCGCAACAGCAGCAGUACGGAUAUAUGCACCAGACGAGUCUGUCCUCAGUGAGAUCUGUCACCUCCCCCCCACAUGCCCCCAACACGCGCGUGUACCGGGCGCUGUACGACUACGCUGCGCAGGACCACGAUGAGGUGUCCUUUAAAGAUGGAGACGUGAUCGUGAACGCCCAGCACAUCGAUGAGGGCUGGAUGUACGGCACCGUGCAAAGGACCGGCCAGUCAGGCAUGCUCCCGGCCAACUACGUGCACACCGCCCUCUGAGAAUCACACCAGAUGCCCUAGCCUCCUGCAUCCUCCUGUGGCUUGUGUGUCAGUUGCACUCCCAUCCUCUUACAUCCCUGUGUGUCAGAUGCCCUCCCAUCCUCUUACAUCCCUGUGUGUCAGAUGCCCUCCCAUCCUCUUACAUCCCUGUGUGUCAGAUGCCCUCCCCUUGUCCUAUAUCCCUGUGUCAGACAAAUCAAAGUAUUAUAUCUUUUAAAUGGGGAAGGCCUUCAUGGAGGUCUUCUCAAAAGCCUUCAAAUGAGGAAAGAGCAUUUCAGAAUGAUGAAAAACCUACAGUUACCAUAGCGAUUAACAAUUUAAAACUAAAUAUUGUAUUUUUUGAAUGGAGAAAAGUCUUCAAAAUGUCACCUGUAACAAGACGUUGAGGUCCAUGUCUGGUUAAGCAGCAGAUGUUGUGUUGUGGUUGGAUAAAUACAACGGGAGAAUGGACCUUGUGACUGAUAGAAAUGAUCAGGGAAACAUUUGUGAACUUGACUCAUAAAAACAGAAUGACACCGAAUACUGACUCUGCUUCAUCUGAUCUCACUCAUAUGCAUUUACCAAGAAACUCAAAUGAUUCCCAACACAUAACAACUUUUAUAAUGAAAAAGUGUAUUUUUUUUAGAUUCUGUCUGAAACGCCCUGAAUCCCUGUUUGAGUCCAGCAUGCUGUCUGUACAUUUGUAAGAGAUUUUUAGCUGAAAACUGCAUCCUUUUUUCCAACAUAGCAACUUCCUUCUAAUAAACUAAAAUAAUGAGGUGUGAAUCUAUAGUGCCCUCUCCUGGUCAGAGUUUUUCUUCACUGUUUUGCAAAUCUGCUGUGACAUUUUUAACCCUCUGCACUGGACUCUCAGCCUGAGAUAAACACAUUAAAGUGCAUAUGACAGGUUUUCAUGUUUAUCUAAUUCUGACUUUGUUUGGUGGGAUAGUACCUGUGCUAAAUAUUUAUCAUAUGUUUUACAUCAUUUGAGAGAAAAAUGACAAAAAUACAGGAAGUAGGGCUGAGUUCUGAAAUAAACACAGCAAAGUGUUAAUGCACAUGAAGGCAUUUUUGUGACUGUUUAAAUCUUUAACUAAAUAAAGGUGUUGUAAUUUAUUUUUACUUGACUAAUCAUAACUAUUAUGUCAUUUAGACAGGUGUUGGCCUUUCUUUACAGUAUGAUUUCUACAUAUGUCACAUCUGCUGCACGUGUACAACCAGGAAGUGAAAUUAUAAACUUUACCACCAAAACAGAAAUACUAGUGGAAACUUGGUAUGGCUUUUAACAAAAUUUUAAAUCUACUUAUGUUAACUAUGUUUUAGUGAAAUA
Molecule: messenger RNA, 4626 nt
Organism: Periophthalmus magnuspinnatus
Lineage: Eukaryota; Metazoa; Chordata; Actinopteri; Gobiiformes; Gobiidae
Gene: nebl
Product: nebulette
Exons: 30
Coding region: 57-3317 (1086 amino acids)
Biological process (GO): cardiac muscle thin filament assembly
Cellular component (GO): focal adhesion; Z disc
Molecular function (GO): actin filament binding
Source: RefSeq, a predicted model, not a curated record